This is a messenger RNA of Botrytis byssoidea, 804 nucleotides long. RefSeq lists its product as uncharacterized. Lineage: Eukaryota; Fungi; Ascomycota; Leotiomycetes; Helotiales; Sclerotiniaceae. The record is from RefSeq and is a predicted model, not a curated record. The transcript is spliced from 2 exons. Bases 1 to 804 code for a protein of 267 amino acids.
AUGGUAUCCACCGAGAAGGACAUCGCAUACGCGGAAAUAAUUGCAUAUGCUAUCGCCUUACCAAUGGCUGUCUUUGUGAUCUUCUCUCAGGGUUUCAAGAAGAAGCUCGGUUGGGUAUAUAUUGGAUUGUUUUCUGUCGUCAGGAUUGCUGGUGCAAUGUUUGAGCUUCGAAGUAUACAUAAUCCUGCUAAUACCAGUGAUGCGAAAUGGUCGGUUAUUAUGCAGUCUGUUGGGUUAUCGCCUUUGUUUAUGGCUACAUAUGGUUUGCUUUCUAGGACUACUGAUAUAGUAUCUGGUUAUGCAAAAGCUGGCACUCUCUUUGAGAUGCAAAAUGGCGGAUACUACAAGCCAAUCAAUUCAACAUCUGGAUCCCUACGAAGUCGUUUCAUUUAUUUAAUGCAUAUCCCCACGCUAAUUGCUCUGGCUCUUUGCAUUGUUGGCGGCACUCGAGAGUUUGACGGUACAUCGUCCAAGAUCUCAUCCGGUAGAAAUCUUACCAAAGUCGGAAUCGCUAUCUAUGUAGGAGUGCUUAUUAUUCAAAUUUCGCUUGUCAUUAUUACGUUUAAAGAUUAUUACAAAAUCCCUACCGGACAUGGUCGAGUGUUCUGGGCCGUUGUUAUUGCCAAUCCCUUCUUGGCCGUCAGAUUGAUUUACAGUGUUUUGGCGGCUUUCACUUCCAUCAAAUCCUUCUCUGUAAUUGACGGGUCCGCGUUAGUAAGAUUGCUCGUGGCAAGUAUUGAGGAAUUUACGGUAGUCGCAUUGUAUUUACUUGCGGGUUUAAUGACACCAAGUCUGAAUACAUAA